Molecule: messenger RNA, 486 nt
Organism: Gongylonema pulchrum
Lineage: Eukaryota; Metazoa; Nematoda; Chromadorea; Rhabditida; Gongylonematidae
Source: the annotation of a GenBank genome assembly
AUGAGUCGUCGUUCGGCAAUAUCCAUCAAGUUCGAACCAAGGAUUAGUUUGCCCGAUGAACUACUCCGAGAAACACGUCGAGGUUUGGUAAUGGAAACGAGUUCAAUGGUCGAUGAUAUGGAUGCUGCGGACGAAAGAGCGUUUUCAUCGCUUCUGGAGGACGGUUCUGGAAGCAGCGACAGAUCAAAGUUAACAUUAGAAUUAGCGAAAGAGCUUCUCAUGAAGGAUAGUGUAGGUCGCAAUGCAGAUACCCUGAUGAAGUUACGUAGCGAAACGGAAGGCAUGUGGCCGCCGAGCGAUUUGGAAAAGACAGGUGAUGGCAGCACCGAAGAGCAGGAUAAACUGGCAGUUUUGCGUGUGGGUUCACCCGAAUCAUCGGGCAGCAGUCGUCCACAACUCUCGCCUACUUCUGCUGAAGCCCGAACAUUAAUCAACCCUUUCAAGCCAGAGCAGUUCAGUGGUAAUGCUUUUCUUGUUAUUUUAUAA